AUGGCUAGCGCCAACGUCAACCGCCCUACGAACGUCAAGGAGAAGGACGCGGAUAUCAACCGCAAGCUCCAGAUCUACGGCAUCUUCCGCGCCUUCAAGGCUGGCAAGGUCCCCUCGAACGACCAGAUUGAUGUCGCAUUAAACAGCUUCCUGCAAUCCGAUGCUCUCACCAAGCCCAACACCAAGCUCUCCGCCGACGGCAAGCUGCUCGUCGAGGACACCCGUGAGGUCAUCAGACUUGCCAAGAACCUGCUCCUCUCCAAGAACGACGGCAACCUCAUUCAGGAUUUCAUUUGGCAGACUACCCAGUUUGACCCCAAGGCCGUUCAGGGCCCCAACGUUCCCGUCAGCAAGGAUGCUGCCCAGAAGGACGGCGAGGAGGCUCUCCAAGGCCUAAGAACCCUCGGAACGCUGCUCAUCACCAACGGGCAGUUCCGCAAGCUCCUCAAGGACUCCACCGUUCUGCUCCGUGAUAUGGCUGGUGACGCCGCUAGCAACGCUGCCGGUCGCAUCCGCCCCGACGACGAGGACCUGUCUCAGCUGGACCAAGCUGCCGAGGACAACACCUGGCACGAGGCUCCCAAGUUCAGCAAGGAGGACCUUAAGAAGCAGGCCCAGGGCCUGUACAAGGGCGACGCCAAGAAGGAUGCCCAGGACAUCGCCGACAGCGCUAGAUCUGCUGGUGCGCCCGCUUCUGGCGAGCCUAGGGAUGCCAACGUCGCUGCCGGCCAUAACGCCGCCAAGUCAACCCUCAAGGACAAGAUCAACAAGAAUAUCGAUCCUGAGACGCAGGAGAACAUUAAGGCAAAGAAGGAGGAGCAGCGCCGCAAGGCCAAGGACUACCUGAACAAGAAGAUGCCUGCUGAGCGCAAGGACCAGAUCAUCUUCCGCCUUAAGAAGAUGGUUAUUGAGUGCCAGCAACACACCGACUACUCCCAGGCUGUCCAGAGCCUGCUCCGUCUUGCCCGCACCUAUGGUGAGCAUGGCCGCUCCGUGAGCAAGGAGUCAGGCGGGUCCGUUAACCAGGCCCGCAGCGGCCUUGCUGCCGCCGAGGCUGAUCUUCGCACUUUGAUUGAGCGCUUCGCCAACGGUACCUCCACCUCCAACCUCUGGAAGGCUAUUGGCCAGAUCUACCAGGAUGCUCAGAAGGACAGUGAGCUCAAGGGCUGGUUCAAGAACAUGGACCACUAUGUCAACCGCCUUCUCCUCGAGCAGGGCUACGUCCUGGAGGAGCAAUCUACCAAGGAUUGGGAUGCCCUCUACCAGCAGGGUCGCUACCUUCUGCGUGAGAAGUACAAGGCCCAUACCGACAAUGUCUUCGACGAGAUUAAGUUUGUCGGCGACCAGUUCGACAAGGACCCUCAGAACAAGCAGUUCGGCGCUGCUGUCCAGAAGCUGUUCAAGGACCUUGGCAAUGGUUCUGAUGGCAAGUCCGAGUUCAAGCCUCACCUCGCCAAGGAUGUCUUUGAUGUCAUCCUGCCUGCUGUCCUCCGUGACAUUGCCUACAUCCCCAUUCCUCGUAUUGAGUACUCUGAUCCUGGCUUUGACGCUGUCAUUGAGAAUCUCAUUCUCGAGAGUGACAACUUCACGCCCAACGUCGCUGAGCUCGUCUCCAACAACAACUGGAAGUGGGGCCGUAAGAACAUUACCAACCACAACCAGAACGUUAUCGACCUCAAGGUCUCUGGCAUCCAGAUGGAUCUGCGCGAUGUUAGCUACCACAUCAAGCGCAAGUCUGGCUUUCCUAAGAUCACUGACACUGGCGUCGCCGACAUCCUGCUGCCGGGUGAUGGCUUCUCUUUCCGCAUGAAGGUCUCUACUGCCGGUAAGAGGGAUUCUCAGAAUUUCUUCAAGGUCGAGAAGGUCGAUGUCGACUUCAAGAGUCUUAAUGUCAAGCUCAAGAAGUCCAAGUUCAAGGGCCUCUUUGCCAUCUUCAAGCCCAUCCUGCUCCGCGCUCUCCGCCCUGCGCUCCAGAAGGCUGUUGAGAAGGCCAUCAAGGACAAGUGCAACGAGUUUGACCGCACCCUGUACGAGCUCAAGAAGGAGGCUGAUGCUGCUGGCGAGAACGUUGGCGAGGACGGUACGAAGACCAACUACUUCAAGCGCUUCUACGACGCCGGCCAGAACCGCGCCCUCAAGGCGAAGCAGCAGAAGGAGAAGGUCAAGAAGGACAUCCAAGACGAGAACAAGAAGGUCAACAUUACUAUGACCGAUGAUGAUUCCAUCUUCCCCGACCUCAAGUUGCCUGGCGGUGUUAGCUCCAAGGCCACUGAGUACAAGCAGCUUGCUCUCAAGGGCGAGAAGUGGGAGAGCCCCGUCUUCUCCAUUGGCAACAGUGCCGCACACGGAAACAACGGUCAUGCUAGCGGAAAUGGUCUCGCCACCGGUGGAAACAGUCUUGCUGCCAACACCGGACUUGCCAGCGGCAAUGGCAUUGCCAACGGCCAGGGCCUUCAUGCCAACGGCAACGGCCUCCACGCCACCGGCAAUGGUAUUGCCAACGGUAACGGCAUCAAGAAGACUACUGCCCCGGCUCUUGAUACUACCAACCCUGUUCCCCUCAACUAA
Akanthomyces muscarius is the source of this 2568-nucleotide messenger RNA. RefSeq lists its product as uncharacterized. NCBI's taxonomy places the organism in Eukaryota, Fungi, Ascomycota, Sordariomycetes, Hypocreales, Cordycipitaceae. Bases 1 to 2568 code for a protein of 855 amino acids. The transcript is spliced from 3 exons. The record is from RefSeq and is a predicted model, not a curated record.